Besnoitia besnoiti is the source of this 4776-nucleotide messenger RNA. RefSeq names its product F5/8 type C domain-containing protein. NCBI's taxonomy places the organism in Eukaryota, Apicomplexa, Conoidasida, Eucoccidiorida, Sarcocystidae. The coding region runs from base 1 to 4776 and encodes 1591 amino acids. The transcript has 26 exons. The record is from RefSeq and is a predicted model, not a curated record.
AUGGGGCUACACAGGGCCUUAUUUCUGUGGUGGCCGCUUUUGAUGGUGUCGGUCACCGUGUCUCUUGCACAAGAGAAUGCCUAUCGUUUUAUCAAUAGUCAGGCGUCUUCCACACAUGGACCUCAAUUCGACGCCCUUCAAGCGAUUCAGGCUGGCCAAGGCUACUGGUCCAGUUCAGGUCACCAUUCUAACGACGAGGAAGUCACCUGGACAGGAUUUUUCUCGGCACCAGCAUACCUAAAGGGUCUUCGCGUAAGAUGGGCGUACUCCCCUGAGGAAGUACAAGUUUCUGUGUCUCCUGAUGGGGCAAACUGGAACAUUGCAAUGCCCUACAAGAGAACUCCCAGCAAUGACGUUGCCUUCAAUGAGGAGAUGGUGUUCGAUCAUCCGCACACUGCGAAGGCAGUGAAGAUCUCUAUGCGCAAAGCAAUUCACGACUUUUUUGGCAUCAACGAGGUGGUUCCCCUCAGCGCUGGAGAACCGCUGGCGAUGCUUAUAUCUGGUAUCACCAGCGAAACCGGAGAAAUGUGUCUGCAGGUGGAAGGGGGCCAGUACAACCAGGAAGGUGCAACGGUCGUCCUCGAUAGAUGUGCAAGCGCUUUCGCGGCUGGAGACGGACGAGAGUUGUGGCGGACGAAUGCAAAUCAGCAGUUCAUCGCCGCCAGGAGCAAGCCUCCUAAAUGCAUGACACUGCAAGACGGCAAUACCGCCGAGGGCGGUAACAUCGUACUAGUUGACUGUCUACAUGCCCUUGAAGAGGCCGACGGACGUUCCAGCUGGACCGUGGAGGCUAACUCACAACUUCGCCUACAGAGAACUGGCUCUUUUUGUUUAACGCUGGAAGACAUCCAUGGCAACCAACCCGGUGUCGGUGACAUCGCGAGGUCGUUCGGGGCCAGCGCUACAUCUUCCAGUGUCGCUGAUGAGGCGCAUAGUCCAGCGAAGGCUGUCGAUGGGGAUCCGACGUCUUAUUGGGCAUCCGGCGCGUUUGGUGAUGCUGACCAUCAUCAAGUGGAGUUCGAUAUCAAUUUAGGGAAGCCUGCAACUGUUUCUGGCGUGAGCAUCGACUGGGAAUACCCUGCCCUCGCCUACCGCAUAGAAGGAAGCCUCGACGGGCAUGCGUUCAGCGAGUUUGCGAGCAAUGUAGCUAACCCGUCGAAUUCCACUCUCGAGGUGUUUGCGGGCCGGGAAGCGCAGGUCAUCAGAAUAGCUCUUCUACAGCCGCACUCUAAGCAUGGGAAAGUUGGCGACAAAUACGUUUACGGCAUCAGAGGCGUUGAGGUUCUUGCCAACCGGCUGCAGACGGUUGUUGGCGAUUGUAGGGAGGCGGCGAAUUCCGCGGAUGCUAGAGACAAGUUUUUUGUCGAGUCAACCUCGGCUUUUGAUCCUGCAUUUGCGGACAAGGUCUCGUCGAUGGAUUAUGAUGUCAUCGAUCGAACUAGAGCCUUGGGAAAAAAGACAGAAGAGUUGUACACUGCUCUUCCUCACGCCAAGACUUGCGUGUCCCAAAAAAAAGACUACGGGGAGCGGCUUAAAAAGGCAAAAGCCGAAUCUUCCACUAUAGCUGGGCAGUACGACUAUUUUACGCAACUGCAGUCAUCGAAGCCAGUGACGCACCCUGAGCUGAGCCCUGGAGCACUACACCAGGCAACGUUGGGGUCAGGUGAUUCGGCUAGUUACCCUGCUGAAGAUUGCUAUGCCGUGAAGAGCCAAGACCCCGCAGCAGCGUCGGGAUUUUACUGGAUCUUGCCACGCUGUGCUCCAGAGCCGUUGCGGGUGUACUGUGACAUGAAGAGUGCCACUUCGAUGUUCUUUUGGAAUGGGGCUCCCGGUGCCAAACCAGCUGGAAACAUCAAUGACAAAGUCGAUUCUCUGGGAAGCAUCCGCCUUCGUUGUGCAGAAGUGGGGCUCGAACCGCUUGUGCUGCGAUCGGCGGAUCAUCUGCAAGCUGUAAAGGAUGCUAUCGAACUUAUCGGUUAUAGCGGAUCCGGUGUAAUCCCUCUGGCGUACGACUACGGAUGCAUCAACGGGCGGUGCACCGGAAGCUUUCGGGACCUGUAUUCGGGCAGUACCGACCUUACGGCCCUACUGAUGUCCCAGUCUUCUCUAAGCACGGAACUCGGGCGCAUGACGCCUGCCGCAGGCGUUGGGCUUGCUGGGAGUGAAACUUCAUAUUUCGACAUGGACACUUCUGAUAUCGCGGGCAUUGUCUGCUCGACGAAUGCUAUGGAAGGCGAAGACGUUCUGCCUCACGUGGAUAUCUCAUGUGAUGCAACUGCGGGGGAGCACGAGGCGUUUAGGGGCAUCUUGAAUACAAAUGUUGUCGUUGAGUGCCCUCCAGGAUGUGAAGAACAUUCAACACUGCCCGUGUAUGGCACGGGAGGAGUGUACUCAGACUCCAGCUCUGUGUGCCGGGCAGCCAUUCACGCAGGCGUACUUAAGUCAGGAGGGGUUGUAAGCGUUUCUCUGGAGUCACCAAGGGAGUCAUACGAAGGGUCGAGUAGAAACGGCGUCAAGUCAAAAUCGCUGAACACACCAAAUAUGGUGGAACUGGUAAAUCUUGUAACCGGAGAAGCCCUCCGGGGAGAGCUUCCAAGCCGUUCCCGGGGCGUGUCUCUUCGAAGUAUCCGAGUCGGUCCGGUCGCGAGGGAUUGUCCGAUUGAAAGCUUUGCCGCCCCAGCGUCGUCAUUUAUCGAGCUUAGCUCCUCUGUGAGUCUCGAAGCUGGCUCUGAGGUUUCGGAGACCCCCAUCGAGAAGCAAGAGGACGUCAUGCUGGACCCUGCAGUAGCCCUCGUUAUACAACAAAUGCUGAAGGAGAUGGAUGCAAUACACGGAGUGGAUCCGGCAGCAGUGUUCGCCUCUCAGGCUGAAGCGGCCGAAGCUGUUCGCCAGGUGAAGAAAUACCUAAAAGCUGCAGAACUGUUACAAAGAAAACAGACUGGAGAAACAGAGGAACUGUACGUCGAAGGCGAAGACCUGAUGACCCGAGUUUUGGCCGAAUCUGGUCGCUAUUUCAACAAGUUGGAGGAGUUUUACGUUAAACUUGAACGAGCCGAGGAAGAGCGACUUGAGGAAGCUGGAUUUUCUUCAUUCCAGGUCAACUACGAAGCGAUGCCGUUUUCGCAAACAUUUGUUCUCUUCGACACACUUCGGACCAAAAACGGCCCAAGCAGCUGGGGAUACUCAGAAGACGCGGUGGCAGGUCACAAAAACACAAUAGUUCAGACAUCAGGUAUUCUCGGGACUCAAGACGGAGAGGGGACAUUCGCGAUGCUGAAGGGCCGCCGAUUUUUUGACUUUGUCGCCCUUGCGGACUUCUACGCUGUCGGCUCUGGUAGCGUCGGGGUAGCUGUCCGUAUGAGAGAUCCAAACAACCUGUUCUUAUUUGAGGCCAACAAGGAGAGAGGUUACAAGAGAUUGAUGCGGAUCGACAAGGGGGAUGCUAUCAUUAUCGCUCAAAAAGAUGACGGAGGAUACGAUGAGGCGAAAUGGUAUCGCCUCAGAAUCGAAGCGACGCAUGGUUAUAUCAGAGUGUGUUUCGGGGAGCCUGAUAGCAACCUCGGCGAGGUUUUCAGUGUGCUAGAUGAGCGGUUCCUCUCCGGUUCCCUCGGAUUGUACUCAUCUGGAAUGGACGGGGGCGUGUUCUUCGAUAACAUCCGCGUCAAAGCAAAAGCCUGUUCCCACAUCUCGAAAGAAGCCCCUCCUCUUCCACCACGCUGUGCACGAUUCACCGAAAUGUAUCUAGAACAGCCGGGAGCUCUUUACGAGACAGUCUCUCUCAGAGACGUCGAUAACAAGGGCGCCUGGCUCUAUAAAGCUCAUGUAGCAGGCAGAAAAAAAGCGCUGCAACCCCCAGAUCCGGCAGACGACGGCGCCUCCCGAUCAACUGCUGUUUUGAGAUCACCGAAGCUAUGCAAAGAUGGAAACUUCUUAUUUGACUUCCACCACGCUUGCCCUGGCGGUGUCGUAGGAGCGAUUUUCCGCUACCAGACACCGAGCCAACAUCACGUCGUGGAAGUGACCGGAUCUCAGAUGACACUGUAUCGGGUGGAGAACAACACAAAAUCAACAAUAGCAAGCAAGGCAAUCAAGCCUCACAUCGGAGAGUGGAAUACAAUGGAGCUACAGUUCGAUGGCCGGCACGUCGUGGCUCUGUUGAGUACUGCUGACGGACACCAAGAAUCUCUCCGAGCGACCUUGCCAGACCGAGGCGGUCAUGGCCACGUCGGGCUCCUCAGCGCAAACUGUCGCCAACAUGCGUUUGACCGCCUCGCUGUCUCGCCGCCAAAAAUUCUUGAAGAAACAGCGAGCCAUGGCCACUUGUCACGCGAAAAAGCAUGGGUUGUCUGUCCGAGGUCUGUCCAUCUAUUGCAGCGCCGCAGCGAGUGUGAGAAGAUGGCGCCGAAUAAGAGUGGAGUGCACCAACUAGAGUGCACUAGUCAGUUCUGCGAGCAGUGCUGCCACUACCACACUGCGCUUCUCGGGAAAGGCGAGGAAGAUGCAUGCCGCAAUACAUGUCGCAAGAACGUGCCCAUAGUUGAACGCCUUCAAACAAACUUCAUCGGCAAGCUCAGACAGUGCAUGGACGUUAAUGGCGAUGCGUUCAGCCACUGCACUGAGGAGGAUCUCGGAUGCCCCCUGGAGGCGUGCAACUUCUGCUGUGCGACAAGUGAAGGAGCCGAAGACAUCAAUGGCAUCCCAAAGAGUCUCGUUGAGGGCUUGAGCACGGCUGAAACCGAGGAAUGCAAGUUCCAGUGUAGCCGAAAGUUUGACUGA